AUGUCAUAUUGGCAACCAUCCAGGUUGGGAAUUUUCUUGGACACGUCUUGCGACAAUGGCCUUUUCUUUUUUAAUUAUACCAAUGACCUGUUCAACGCUAGCUACUCUUGGAUCGUAUGGUCCGAGGAGGAGAACUUCACUAUAUUCGAGGAUACCAGGCUGUCAGCCGACAGCGAUGUGAAGGUGGUGAAACCGGGGCUGGAGAUCUUUGAUAUUCACAGGAUCCACAUCUCCAGCGAGUUGAGGACCCAACUGGUGGCUGCCUGGAACAUGACGGAUGGAUUGGUCCAGAUAAACCCUUCCAUGGAUAGGAGGGACUUCGGCGGCUUCACAUUCACAGCAUCCAUCAUGAUGAUUGAUAUUAAGUUCAAUGAAAGCAACCUUCUAGAACCACUCUUAGACAAGACGUAUGAACCCGGAAAAGACAUGGUACGUAGAUAUGGUCUAGCAGUAUUCUUACAUGUCGCAGAACUAUAUAAUUUCACAUAUAAUUAUAUCCUUACUAACGCUUGGGGUGACCCACAACCUGAUGGGUCCUGGACAGGGAUGGUGGGCCAGGUAGCGAGAGGAGAAGCAGAGUUCGGACUGGCCCCAGCCAAAUACGUCGUACAGAGAUUCGAUGUCAUCGAUUUCAUAAAUUCUAUGCAUAUCGUGAAAUGCUGCUUCACAUUCUUACAGCCGAAACUCUUUGGUUCUGCUAAAGCUCUCGUUUUGCCGCUAGAUGAAAUAGUGUGGGUGUGCCUCGCUGUGUUAGGCGUACUGUCUAUCAUAGUUUUCAGAAUCUUGGCUAAGUAUGACAACACUGGUCUCAGCAACGAUAGCUGGGGAGGGAGCGCUCUUCUGGUUGUGGGCGCUAUAAGCCAACAAGGAAUCCCAGAUAAUACAGAAAAGAUUUCAACAAGAAUAGUCUAUAUAUUCCUGCUCAUUGUAUCCUUCUUCGUAGCAGUUUACUAUAAUACAGCAAUUUUGAAUGGUCUCUUGCUACCAGCCCCAAAUGCAAUUCAGGACAUAGAGCAGUUGCUAAAAAGUGAUAUCAAAUUGGGCAUGUUGGACAUACCUUACCUUCGUAAUGAAUUGAUACAGAAUGAUAAUAUGACAAUAAGAGUAAGAGAAAAAAUAGCAAAAGCAAAGCCCAAACAAAUCUUCUACACUGUACCAGAUGGAGUUAGAAUGAUAAAGAAAGGAAAAUUUGCUUUAUUCACUGAAGAUGAAGCAAUUUAUACAGAAAUACUGCACCAGAUGACUGAUGCAGAAGUUUGUUCAGUGUCUGAAGUGCUGAAAUACAACCCUUUUCACGUAGGUGCAGUUGCAAAGAAAAAUUCUCCAUACAAAGAGUUGUUUAACAGAGCAUUUGCAGUAAUGAGGGAAAGAGGGAUUCUUAAGCGACAAUUGGAGCAUUGGUUGGUCAAAAAACCAGAAUGUAACUGGAAGCAAGAUGCCUUAAGUCUCAGCAUGGAACCACUGGCAUUAGCAUAUGCACUUUUCAGUUUUGGAGCUAUUUUUUCAUUAUUCAUUCUAGGUUUUGAAAUUAUUCAUAGCAAAAAAAAAUGCUGA
This is a messenger RNA of Nezara viridula (southern green stink bug), 1554 nucleotides long. The record is from the annotation of a GenBank genome assembly. Lineage: Eukaryota; Metazoa; Arthropoda; Insecta; Hemiptera; Pentatomidae.